GUUACCUUGGGUAUGAAUUAAUACAGACUUGGAAACUGAAAGAACUUAGAAUCAGCGUUUUGAGAGCAGAAGCGUGGGCAUGCUGUGAUUUUCCAAUAAACUGCUAUCACAAUGUCAAAAUGCAGUUCAGACAACAGCAACACAGAGAUCUCAAACAUUAAAACGGUCCUCUGCUGCCCAUCGCCCCCCACCCCCCAUCCUCAUCGCGAGUAGAAACAGAGAGGACGUGGAUUUCCAAAACGUAGAGAAAUAGCUUUUGAACUGCGACGAUUCUGUUCUUAAAGCUGUGCUAGAGCAGAAUGCAAUGAAAGAAGCACUGGAUGAAUGACAAGCCCUGCUUCGCAGCCCCUCAGCAUGGCAGGCCUGCAGCUCAUGACCCCUGCCUCCUCACCAAUGGGUCCUUUCUUUGGACUGCCAUGGCAACAAGAAGCAAUUCAUGAUAACAUUUAUACGCCAAGAAAAUAUCAGGUGGAACUGCUUGAAGCAGCUCUGGAUCAUAAUACCAUAGUCUGUUUAAACACUGGCUCAGGGAAGACGUUUAUUGCAGUACUACUCACUAAAGAGCUGUCCUAUCAGAUCAGGGGAGACUUCAGCAGAAGUGGAAAAAGGACGGUGUUCUUGGUCAACUCUGCAAACCAGGUUGCUCAGCAAGUGUCCGCUGUCAGAACUCAUUCAGAUCUCAAGGUUGGGGAAUACUCAGACCUCGAAGUAAACGCAUCUUGGACAAAAGAGAAAUGGAGCCAGGAGUUUAUGAAGCACCAGGUUCUCGUUAUGACUUGUUAUGUCGCCUUGAAUGUUUUGAAAAAUGGUUACUUAUCACUGUCAGACAUUAACCUUUUGGUGUUUGAUGAGUGUCAUCUUGCAAUCCUAGACCACCCCUACCGAGAAAUUAUGAAGCUCUGUGAGAAUUGUCCAUCGUGUCCUCGUAUUUUGGGACUAACUGCUUCCAUUUUAAAUGGGAAAUGCGAUCCUGAGGAAUUGGAAGAAAAGAUUCAGAAACUGGAGAAGAUUCUGAAGAGUAAUGCUGAGACCGCAACUGACCUGGUGGUGUUGGACAGAUACACUUCUCAACCGUGUGAGAUUGUGGUAGACUGUGGGCCAUUCACAGACAGAAGUGGCCUCUAUGGCAGACUGCUGUUGGAGCUAGAGGAAGCACUUAACUUUAUCAACGACUGUAACAUACCUGUGCAUUCGAAAGAGAGGGAUUCUACUUUAAUUUCUAAACAGAUCCUCUCAGACUGUCGUGCGGUAUUGGUGGUCCUGGGCCCCUGGUGUGCGGAUAAAGUAGCCGGGAUGAUGGUAAGAGAACUGCAGAAAUACAUCAAACACGAGCAAGAGGAGCUGCACAGGAAAUUUCUAUUGUUUACAGACACCUUCCUAAGGAAAAUACAUGCACUGUGUGAAGAGCACUUCUCUCCUGCCUCACUUGACCUGAAAUUUGUGACUCCUAAAGUAAUAAAACUGCUUGAAAUCUUACGCAAAUACAAACCGUAUGAGCGACAGCAGUUUGAAAGUGUUGAGUGGUAUAAUAAUAGGAAUCAGGAUAAUUAUGUGUCUUGGAGUGAUUCUGAGGAUGACGAUGAGGAUGAAGAAAUUGAAGAAAAAGAAAAGCCGGAGACAAAUUUUCCUUCUCCGUUUACCAAUAUUUUAUGUGGAAUCAUUUUCGUGGAAAGAAGAUACACAGCCGUUGUCUUAAACAGAUUGAUAAAGGAAGCUGGCAAACAAGAUCCAGAGCUGGCUUACAUCAGCAGCAAUUUUAUAACUGGACAUGGCAUUGGAAAGAAUCAGCCUCGGAACAAACAGAUGGAAGCAGAAUUCAGAAAACAGGAAGAGGUCCUUAGGAAAUUUCGAGCACAUGAGACCAACCUCCUCAUUGCAACAAGUAUUGUGGAAGAGGGUGUUGAUAUACCAAAAUGCAACUUGGUGGUUCGAUUUGAUUUGCCCACAGAGUAUCGAUCCUAUGUUCAAUCUAAGGGAAGAGCAAGGGCACCGAUCUCUAAUUAUAUAAUGUUAGCAGAUACAGACAAAAUAAAAAGUUUUGAAGAAGACCUUAAAACAUACAAAGCUAUUGAAAAGAUCUUGAGAAACAAGUGUUCCAAGUCAGUUGACACUGGAGAGCCUGACAUUGAACCUGUUGUGGAUGAUGACGAUGUGUUCCCACCAUACGUGUUGAGGCCCGAUGAUGGUGGUCCACGAGUCACAAUCAACACGGCUAUUGGACACAUCAAUAGAUACUGUGCUAGAUUACCAAGUGAUCCGUUUACUCACCUAGCUCCUAAAUGUAGAACCCGAGAGUUGCCUGAUGGUACAUUUUAUUCAACUCUUUAUCUGCCAAUUAACUCACCUCUCCGAGCGUCCAUUGUUGGUCCACCAAUGAGCUGUGUCCGAUUGGCCGAAAGAGUUGUAGCUCUCAUUUGCUGUGAAAAACUGCACAAAAUUGGUGAACUGGAUGACCAUUUGAUGCCAGUUGGGAAAGAGACUGUUAAGUAUGAAGAAGAGCUCGAUUUACAUGAUGAAGAGGAGACCAGCGUUCCAGGAAGGCCAGGUUCCACAAAACGAAGACAGUGCUACCCAAAAGCAAUUCCAGAAUGUUUGAGGGAUAGCUACCCCAAACCCGAUCAGCCCUGUUACCUGUACGUGAUAGGAAUGGUUCUGACGACACCCUUACCCGAUGAGCUCAACUUUAGAAGGCGGAAGCUCUAUCCCCCUGAGGACACCACAAGAUGCUUUGGAAUACUGACAGCCAAACCCAUACCUCAGAUCCCGCACUUCCCUGUGUACACGCGCUCUGGAGAGGUGACCAUAUCGAUUGAGUUGAAGAAGUCUGGUUUCACGUUGUCUCUGCAAAUGCUUGAGUUGAUUACAAGACUUCACCAGUAUAUAUUCUCACAUAUUCUUCGGCUUGAGAAACCUGCACUAGAAUUUAAACCCACAGACGCUGAUUCAGCAUACUGUGUUCUACCUCUUAAUGUUGUGAAUGACUCCAGCACUUUGGACAUUGACUUCAAAUUCAUGGAAGAUAUUGAGAAGUCUGAAGCUCGCAUAGGCAUUCCCAGUACAAAGUAUUCAAAAGAAACACCCUUUGUUUUUAAAUUAGAAGAUUACCAGGAUGCAGUUAUCAUUCCAAGAUACCGUAAUUUCGAUCAGCCUCAUCGAUUUUAUGUAGCUGAUGUGUACACUGAUCUUACCCCGCUGAGUAAAUUUCCCUCCCCUGAGUAUGAAACUUUCGCAGAAUAUUAUAAAACAAAGUACAACCUUGACCUGACCAAUCUCAACCAGCCACUGCUGGAUGUGGACCACACAUCUUCAAGACUUAAUCUUUUGACACCUCGCCAUUUGAAUCAGAAGGGGAAAGCUCUUCCUCUAAGCAGUGCUGAAAAGAGAAAAGCCAAGUGGGAAAGUCUGCAGAAUAAACAGAUACUGGUUCCAGAGCUCUGUGCUAUACAUCCGAUUCCAGCGUCACUGUGGAGAAAAGCAGUCUGUCUCCCUAGUAUACUCUAUCGCCUUCACUGCCUUUUGACCGCAGAGGAGCUAAGAGCCCAGACUGCCAGCGAUGCUGGCGUGGGAGUCCGAUCGCUUCCCCUGGAUUUUAGAUACCCCAACCUAGACUUCGGGUGGAAAAAAUCUAUUGACAGCAAAUCUUUCAUCUCAAUUGCUAACUCCUCUUCAGCUGAAAAUGAUAAUUACUGUAAGCACAGCACAAUUGUAGUCCCUGAAAAUGCUGCACGUCAAGGUGCUAAUAGAACCUCCUCUCUAGAAAAUCAUGACCAAAUGUCUGUGAACUGCAGAACGUUAUUCAGUGAGUCACCUGGUAAGCUCCAAAUUGAAGUUUCAACCGAUCUUACAGCAAUUAAUGGUCUUUCUUACAAUAAAAAUCUUGCCAAUGGCAGUUACGAUUUAGCUAACAGAGACUUUUGCCAAGGAAAUCAGCUGAAUUACUACAAGCAGGAAAUACCUGUACAACCAACUACCUCAUAUCCCAUUCAGAAUUUAUACAAUUAUGAGAACCAGCCCAAGCCCAGCGAUGAAUGUACUCUACUGAGUAAUAAAUACCUUGAUGGAAAUGCUAACAAAUCUACCUCAGAUGCGAGUCCCACGACGGCCACGACGCCUGGUACUACCGAAGCUGUUCGAGCGCUCAAGGACAGGACAGGUUCUGAGCAGAGCCCGUGUCCUGGGUACUCCUCGAGGACCCUUGGCCCCAAUCCUGGACUUAUUCUGCAGGCUUUGACCCUUUCCAAUGCUAGUGAUGGAUUUAACCUGGAGCGGCUUGAAAUGCUUGGUGACUCCUUUUUAAAGCAUGCCAUCACCACGUAUCUAUUUUGCACUUACCCUGAUGCUCACGAGGGCCGCCUUUCAUAUAUGAGAAGCAAAAAGGUCAGCAACUGUAAUCUGUAUCGGCUUGGAAAAAAGAAGGGACUGCCCAGCCGCAUGGUGGUAUCAAUAUUUGAUCCCCCUGUGAAUUGGCUUCCUCCUGGUUAUGUAGUAAACCAAGACAAAAGUAACACAGAUAAAUGGGAAAAAGAUGAAAUGACAAAAGACUGCAUGUUGGCUAAUGGCAAGCUGGACGAGGACUUUGAGGAGGACGACGAGGAGGAGGAGGAGCUGACGUGGAGGGCUCCGAAGGAGGACGCCGACUACGAAGACGAUUUCCUGGAGUAUGAUCAGGAACAUAUCAAAUUUAUAGAUAACAUGUUAAUGGGAUCAGGAGCGUUUGUAAAGAAAAUUUCUCUUUCUCCUUUUUCAACCACUGAUUCUGCAUACGAAUGGAAAAUGCCCAAAAAAUCCCCUUUAGGUAGCAUGCCAUUCUCAUCAGAUUUUGAGGAUUUUGACUAUAGCUCUUGGGAUGCAAUGUGCUAUCUGGAUCCUAGCAAAGCUGUUGAAGAGGAUGACUUUGUGGUGGGGUUCUGGAAUCCAUCCGAGGAAAACUGUGGUGUUGACACAGGGAAGCAGUCCAUUUCCUACGACUUGCACACGGAGCAGUGCAUCGCGGACAAGAGCAUAGCCGACUGCGUGGAGGCCCUGCUGGGCUGCUAUCUAACCAGCUGCGGCGAGAGGGCUGCGCAGCUUUUCCUCUGCUCACUAGGGCUCAAGGUGCUCCCGGUGAUCAAAAGGACUGAUCGGGAAAAGGCCGUGUGUCCUGCUAGGGAGAAUUUCAGCAGCCAACAAAAGAACCUUUCAGGGAGCCGUGCUCCUGCCUCUGCGGCCGGCUCGCGUUCCUCCGUGUUGAAGGACUUGGAGUACGGUUGUUUGAAGAUUCCACCAAGAUGUAUGUUUGAUCAUCCAGACGCAGAUAAAACACUGAAUCACCUUAUAUCGGGUUUUGAGAAUUUCGAAAAGAAAAUCAACUACAGAUUCAAGAAUAAGGCGUACCUGCUACAGGCUUUUACCCAUGCGUCCUACCACUACAACACCAUUACUGAUUGUUACCAGCGCCUGGAGUUCCUGGGAGAUGCGAUUUUGGACUACCUCAUAACCAAGCACCUUUACGAAGACCCGCGGCAGCACUCCCCGGGUGUCCUGACCGACCUGCGGUCCGCGCUGGUCAACAACACCAUCUUCGCGUCGCUGGCGGUCAAGUACGACUACCACAAGUACUUCAAAGCCGUCUCCCCCGAGCUCUUCCACGUCAUCGACGACUUCGUGCAGUUCCAGCUGGAGAAGAACGAGAUGCAGGGCAUGGACUCCGAGCUUAGGAGGUCUGAAGAGGAUGAAGAGAAGGAGGAGGACAUCGAAGUUCCAAAGGCAAUGGGGGACAUUUUUGAGUCGCUUGCUGGUGCCAUUUACAUGGACAGCGGGAUGUCCCUGGAGAUGGUGUGGCAGGUGUACUACCCUAUGAUGCGGCCGCUAAUAGAAAAGUUCUCUGCAAACGUGCCCCGUUCCCCUGUGCGAGAAUUGCUCGAAAUGGAACCAGAAACUGCCAAAUUUAGCCCGGCUGAGAGGACGUACGACGGCAAGGUCAGAGUCACGGUGGAAGUGGUGGGGAAGGGGAAGUUCAAAGGCGUCGGCCGGAGCUACAGGAUUGCCAAGUCCGCAGCAGCAAGAAGAGCCCUGCGCAGCCUCAAAGCCAAUCAACCUCAGGUUCCCAACAGCUGAAACCCCUUUUUACAACGAAAAAAAAAACAAAAAGCAGAAUUAUGGGGAAAACUAUUUAAAACGAGAAGGUGAUUUAAAGUCCAUAGGGAGUGGAAUGAAUCGAAGGCAGAAUUUAAAGUUUGUUUGAUAACAAGAUAGAUUACAGAAUAAAACAUUUAACAUAUGUAUAAAAAUUUUGGAACUAAUUGUAGUUUUAGUUUUUUGCGCAAACACAAUCUUGUCUUCUUUCCUCACUUCUGCUUUGUUUAAAUCACGAGAGUGCUUUAAUGAUGACAUUUAGCAAGUGUUCAAGAGAAUUAUUGAGAGUUAUUUUGUUUUGUUUUGUUUUGGGGUUUUGUUUUUGUUUUUUAGUUUCAUUUCCAUCAGCUUUGCUUAGCGUUAGGAGGCCAAGGAGCUUACAGCUGAGACAGCCCCUAGAUUCUGGGGAGCGCCCUCCCCCCCUCAGCGUGGGCGCUGGCACCGGUCCUGCCGUGGCCGGGGCACCCAGGACAACGGUGUGGUUUGCGAGAGGAGAAGCGUGCCCAUGCCGUCUUUUCUUUCCACAUCCUGUUGCGUAAAAGGAUGUCUCCUGGUCGCCAUUGCACUUAAUAUAGUAGUAAGGGACAGGUUUUUAAUGAACAUAGGCUGGCAUGUUGGUGAAUCAAAUUUUCGUUUUCUCAUGCCACGUAGUCUUGCAUACAAAAGGUUCUUGCCUUAAAAUUAAAACCCUCAUAGAUGUUCUUUAAUUUCUGAUCUUUUUGGAACAAACUGUUCUACAUUCCCUUCCUUUUAUUAUGCAUUUAGAUAUUGAGACAGUGUGAUAUUUGCAACUCACUAGUGUAGUUGUGACUUAACUUAUUACAGGAUUAUAUUAGAGUUUCUGUCAUAUGUGUCCUGGAGGCAUUUUGAAAACCAGAAUAUUAUAUAUGUAGUCUAUGGAUUUUUUUUAAGCACCGUAAUAAAAAUGAUCUUUGGCUAAAUACCCAAUUUUACUAAAAACCUCCUGCCAGGUAGUUCCACUGAUAGAAAUUGUUUGUGGCAAACAGUUUCGCCCUGUAGACUGUUGCUCUAACAAGAUAAACUCUAGACAUAUCACACCUAAAAUAUGCUGCAGAUUUUAUAAUUGAUUGGUUACUUAUUUAAAGAAGCAAAACAGAGCACCUUUACCCUUAGUCUUCUCACUUUAAUGUCUUACUGUACUUGUCACAGUGUUGCGUGCAUUCUUCACCUACCAAAGCUGCGCUGUUAGUGCUGCGGAAGCGUAACGUUCACGACAAACUGCCGUCAUUUUGAUACAUCUGUGAUUUAGGUCUUUAAUUUAGGAAAACAAGCUCAUGAUUUCCGUCUUCGAAAAAGAAAAAAAAAAAAAAGACCUUUUUAGGCAUUUGCCGAAGUUUCUUUAAUUAGACUUGUAGGCACUCUUCACUUAAAUACCUCAGUUCUUCUUUUCUUUUGCAUGCGUUUUCCCCCCUGUUUGGUGCUAUGUUUAUGUAUUAUGCUUGAAAUUUUAAUUUUUUUUUUUUUGCACUGUAACUAUAAUACCUCUUAAUUUACCUUUUUAAAAGCUGUGGGUCGGUCUUGCACUCCCACCAACAUACCAGUAGAGGUUUGCUGCAAUUUGCCCCAUUAAUUAUGCUUGAAGUUUAAGAAAGCCGAGCAGAGGUGUCUAAUGUUUUCCAGCACAUCAUUCUGAACUCGAUGCUUCAUGUAAUGCUGCAUUUUUUGUUUUCAGUUACAGUUGAAUACUGUACUUCUUGCUUUAUCUGCACCACCCACCCCCAGAGAAACACCUCUGCACGUGUGCACAGAGAAAACUGUCAGCUCCGCUUUCUAAGGAGACCUGAGUGAAGGGGAUGUUAAGCUUCUCCAACGUUAUUUGUUGUCUCCAAUCUUACAUUUAAAUUGCGAUCUAAAUUAUUAAAUGAGUUUUUGAGCAAAUUAAUUUGGGUAGACUCAUUUUUAAAAUAUUUAUUUCUGAUUGGAAACCUUAGAUUUCUAUUGGGGUUUUUUGUUUUUUGUUUUAAAAACCUCAACGUAAGAUCUCCUAGCAAGUUAAAACCAAGCGAUUCUUGAAUUAUAUUAACUGUAAACGUGUACAAUUAACAAGUAAGGCUGGAUGUGAAUUUUACUUGUGAGGGUGAUUUGUGAUCAAGAUAGGUUGCAAAUCUCUUCUUAAUUUAUAAACUACCUGAUGCCAGGAGCUUAGGGCUUUGCAUUGUGUCUGAUGCACUAAUCCCAGUGUUAAGGGAUUCUCUUGCCUCCUGGCACCAAAACCAGAUUGUUUCACAGUUACAAUUCCCGUUGGGAGAAAAAUGCCUCAAUAUAUUUUGUAACCUUAAGAAGAGUAUUUUUUGUUAAUACGAAAAAGUUCAGACUUGGAUAUGAUUAGGUCAUACAUUCUCAGGGGUUCAAAUUUCCUGCUACCAUUCAAAAUGUUUUAUCAACGGCAAACUUUAGCUAUUUCAUUUUUUUGUUGUUGGAGAAAGAUAGCUCAUUUUAAUUCGUGACUCACACUUGGACACAUUCUGUGAUCCCCUGGUUACUAAGUUAAAAAAUAAAAAUAACUCUGAGCGAGACAUACGAGAUGGUUAUGAACGCUUCGUGCUGCUGAUUUUUAAAUGCUGUAGAGUUCCCCCAGUUUAGCUUGUUGAAAUGUUUUGCAUCCAUUAACUAAGGAAGAAAAUCACUCUGUGUGGCCCGCCCUUUCCGCCCCUGUGUGUGUCAUCCUUUUGUUCCUGUGAUUACAACGUGAGACCGAAUGUAAUACGAGGCCCUGCUGGUGGGAGGUGUGGUGGUGCCCGUGGGCACGUGUGUGAAGGACUGGGGAAGUGUGUCUUGAAGGAGCAACUAGAGAGUUCCUUACGAUGAUUGUGUGGAGGUUACUUGGCGUGAACCUUCAUUAUAAAGAGUUUUGAUUUCUUUGAUAAUAUACUUUCAGCAGUUCUAACUGCGCUGCGUUGUGUGAUAGCUUUGUUCCCCCUCUGUUCUGUUCGUGUAGCACAGAUAAGCAUUGCACUUGUACCAUGCUUUACCUCAUUUCAAGGAAAAUAUGCUUAACAGAGAGAAAAAAAAAAUGUGGUUUGGCCUCGCUGCUGUUUUGAUUUACCGGAUUUGAAAAAGAUAAUUAUAAUGCCUGCAAUGUGUCAUAUACUUGCACAACUUAAAUAGGUCAUUUUUGUCUGUGGCAUUUUUACUGUUUGUGAAAGUAUGACAAAGAUUUGUUAACCGAACUCUUAAUUAUGUUUUUUUUUUAAAUAUGUUUUGUUACUUUUUUCUUUCUUUUACGUCAUGUGAAGUGAUUAAAUUUAGAAUGACCUCUAACACUCCUGUAAUGAUCUCUUAAAAUACUAAUAUUUUAACGUUCUUCAUAAUAGCUUGCCCUCAGAACGAUUCAGACUGCCUUCCUUAACUGCCGAGAGGCCCGACGCUGCUCUGCGGCUCAUAAAGACGGCCCCUCACCCAGCACCGCGCCCUUCCAGGUCGUUCCCAGUCCGCCGGAGACUGGGGUGCGGGGAGUCCCCGAUACCCAGCCCUAGCACAGUGCAGGCUGAGGGCCUGGCCAGUGGCAGACGCCCCAUCUUCCUCUCUUAGGCUGUUUAAUCCUUGUGUCACACGAGAUCUAAGCCACCAAACUGAGACCUGGAUAUCUUUACUGAAGCCGCAGCCGGGAUUCCGUCUGAGCCCUCGCCCUGCUCGCAUUCCUGGCGGUCGGUGCCUAUAGGGUCAGUUGAAUUGCAUUUCUCUAGGUAUAUUUUUUCAACCACUGAUUACUUUUUCAGGAAUUUAAUUAUUUCCAAAUAAAUUUCUUUAUUUUCUAUUGUACAUGAAAAGCUUUUAAGAUACGUUUAAGACCAAGCAUAUUAAAGCGAUUUUACCAGUUGUCGGAGCGGCCAGGAGCGAUCUUGCAGCAACUUGCAUUGAGACUUGCAUUGUUGUUUUCCACUAGCAGUGAAAAUGGUCUUUCAAAACUAACUUGUAAAUAUAUUUCAAUCUUUAAGUGGUUUUUUUUUCUCCUGGUCCAUUUUUAUUUGGACAUCAACCACAGACAAUUUAAAUUUUAUAGAUGCACUCAGAAUUCACUGCAUCAGCAGGUUACCUAGCAAAAACGCGAAGGUGAGCAGCAAGUAAACUUCUGGCUUUUCUGCUGUAAAUAGAGUGAAGGAAAAUGACUAAAAUCAAGAAAAACUAACAUAAUUUGAUUGACAGUAACCUACUUACCAUCACAUGCUGCAGCUGUUCUAAGGAACGUACUGUAACCAUUCAUACAGUAAUUGUGCUGCGGGAACGUGCCGCCCGCACCUUACGGGCCCCAAUUACCUUUAGUUGUUUGUUUUGUAAUAAUUGUAGCAGAGUCAAGCUCCAAUAAAGUUAUGGUCUGUUCA
Ailuropoda melanoleuca (giant panda) is the source of this 10457-nucleotide messenger RNA. It is a transcript of the gene DICER1, whose product is annotated as dicer 1, ribonuclease III. The record is from RefSeq and is a predicted model, not a curated record. The coding region runs from base 325 to 6096 and encodes 1923 amino acids. Gene Ontology annotation, molecular function: deoxyribonuclease I activity; ATP binding; ribonuclease III activity. The transcript has 29 exons. Gene Ontology annotation, cellular component: cytoplasm; nucleus; RISC-loading complex. NCBI's taxonomy places the organism in Eukaryota, Metazoa, Chordata, Mammalia, Carnivora, Ursidae. Gene Ontology annotation, biological process: apoptotic DNA fragmentation; siRNA processing; pre-miRNA processing.